GCGCGGAUCCGUCGAGGGGCUCCGCCGUGGAGCCUGAUGGCGGGGCGGCUGCGUCUUAGGCGCCAAUGUCCAGCGGCUCAGCCCGGCGACGACGACGGCGGCCAAGGCUGAUGGCUGCGCGAAGUCGAGGCGGUCCGGGCGCAGCGAUCUGAGGCUGCUUGUUCGGGUGAGGCGGCUCCAAGGCGCGCCGCCGGCUACUCUGAGGUGUGGACGCCGAGGCGUCUUGCAGCGGCAGCCGGUCGGGGAGGGCCUCGACAGCAUCUACGCGCGGCGGAUCUCAUGCCACGCGCGGCCAAAUGUCGAGGUAAAACUUAGGGUUAGGGAUUUGACGGUAUUUGGGAAUUUUAUUGGAACUUUGGGGAUUCUUUUCUUAAUUCUACUGCAAUUCGCCCAAUUCCCCUCCUUCUAAAUGCUGAUGCUCAAGUUAAUUUCACCUUUUCGAGUGAAUCGUGUGCGAUAUGGCUAACCAGUGGGGAUUGGGAUGAACCAGUAGACUUAACCUUAACUGUAAUUGCGUAAUUAACAUGAAUUAGAACUCAAUUAGGGUCUGAUCUAGUAGCUUAGGCAUGUAAUUAGGCUAACUGAGAUCUAAUUCGGUCUAAUCUUGACUUAACAGAUCAAGUUAACGAACUAAAACUUGAACAUUAACAUGUAACCGAAGAAGAUUAGGCCUAAUAGCAUAGCAGUUCGCACUAGAAUGCUACUGUGUAGAUCAAAAACAUAGAAAACCAGUACAAUGCGACUCAAUUGCACACUAAGAUUCAAUGUACACAGCCUUAGGGUCCAUGUCUAAAUGCAAUUGGCUUAACUGAUACCAAAUGUAGGAAUCUACAUUACUUAACUUAAUCUAAACAGGAUCUUUAUGGGCCAAGAAAAAGAUAUCAUGGGCCAAGAAAAAGAUAUCAGCCGCGUGCAACGCAGCCCAACCACACACGUCUUCUUCUCCCUCGAUUUGUGAUGUUUCGAUAUGCUGCGAUGGACGUCCAGGCGCUGUCAUAUCAAAAAACGGAAAGUUCUUAUCUUUCAUCGAGUGAAGGUUAAACUUUUUUUUGGGACAGACGGUUAAACGUUAGACAAACCGUUUAAAGGUUUGCUAUCUGUUUAAGGUACAGAUGGGUAAAGUCCACUGCUCAUACGGUAGCUUUGCCCAACCGGUUUCCUUAGACUCCGCAACCGUCGUCCGUGCCUCCCGCCGACCUCCACCUCCUCUUGUCGGUUAGAAAUUAGAACUCUAGCCCAAUUUGUACGGACAUCUCGUUGGCACUUGCAGUUGCGGACUACGUUCUGUUUGCUGGGAGCCCCAAUGCACCACGAUGGGUACGCCGCAGCGGCGGCGGCGCCUCCGCCGGCCCUUGCUGCAUCGCCGGAGCCGGAGCAGGAGCCAAAGUGGACCCGCAGGGACGACAAGUUCCUGGAGCUGCUGCUCUUCACCCGCAACACCGUCUCCCUCCGCGUCGCCUCCGGCAUCAUCGUGUUGACGCCGCCCGUGUGGGACAUGGAGAUUGCUGCUAUGGCCGUAGCGGCGGAAGAAGUAGUGCCCGAGGCCGUGGUGCCCGCUGCUCCACCAGUUGCAGCGAGGAAGAACUCUGCUGAGCGGGCAGUUGGUGCUGGCGGCGAUAAACGCAAUAAGAAGGCGGCUGAGAAGUGGACGGAAGAUGAGCACAGACUUUUCUUAGCGGGCCUGCCCUUCUAUAGAGGCAAUUGGAAUGCGAUGUCGAGGGAGUACCUGACGAGCAGGACCGCGAGCCAGAUCGCCAGCCAUUACCAGAAGUACCGGAACAGGGAGAAACAGAGGGAACACGACAACUGCAAGAGAGCGAGCAUACACGACAUCACGGAACCUGGGAUCGCCGCCGCCUUUGCAGUUUCAGGUGGCAAGGCAGCUGCAUGGAAAGGAAAAACACCUGAAUUAUUAGCAGGAGUGUCUUCUCUUGAAAAGAGGAACCAGCUCCAAAAGCCUAUCGCAGGUACCAUGGAACUGAAGCUUGCCCCACAUGUACUGUUCAUAAUAGCCGCUUUGUCUUCUGAAUCACACAAGGCCACUUGCUCCACCGAGACAGAUCGCCUGUCCUUGCUAGACUUCAAGAACAGCAUCUCCUCGGAUCCCCAUGCAACCCUAGCCUCCUGGAAUGACAGCAUCCAUUUCUGCAAGUGGGAAGGCAUCUCCUGUGACAGUGCAAAGCAUCCUCGCCGCGCCACCACCUUAUACCUAGCUGGCCAAGGCUUGAUUGGCCACAUCUCACCCUCUCUCGGGAACCUGACAUUCCUUGCAAUGCUCAACUUGUCGCAAAAUGGAUUCUCCGGAGCACUACAUCCUAGCUUGGGUCAUCUGAACCAGCUCAAGUUCCUGGUCUUGGGGAACAACUCAUUGCAAGGAAGAAUUCCAAAUGAACUCACCAACUGCACAAGCCUGAGGGCCGUGGACCUGUCCAGCAAUCAACUGGUAGGAGAAAUUCCGGUUGAAAUUGCAUCAUUGUCAGAGCUUGCCAGUCUAGACCUGUCUCAGAACAACCUCACUGGAGGAAUCCCAUCUUCACUCGGAAACAUCUCUACGUUGAGUGAGCUUAUAACCACAGAGAAUCAACUCGAGGGGAGGAUACCCGAGAAACUGAAGUGGCUGCAUCGGUUGACAUUGUUAGCCCUUGGUAGAAACAAGCUUUCAGGCCCAAUUCCACAGAGCAUCUUCAAUCUCUCUUCCCUGGAAAUCAUAUCCCUGGAAAGCAAUUACCUGAGCAUGCCAUACUUGCCAACUGAUCUUGGCACCACUCUUCACAAUUUGCAAAGGCUUUACCUGGACUACAACCAAAUUGGUGGAGUGAUCCCUCCUUCGUUGUCCAAUGCUUCGCGCCUUGUGGACAUCAAUUUUUCGUCAAAUUAUUUCGUAGGUCAUGUGCCGAUAAUUCUUGGAGUUCUAGGAAAACUCUCGUGGCUGAACCUUGAAUUCAAUCAGAUCGAUUGAAGCAAAUGGCAAACAGAGCUGGAUGUUCAUGGAUUCCUUGACAAACUGCAGCUCCCUGAAUGUGCUAGCACUGUUUCAAAAUCAGCUCAAUGGACAGCUACCAAGUUCUGUGGGAAAUCUGACAUCCCAACUUCAGUACCUCCUCUUGGGUCAGAAUGAACUCUCAGGUUCUGUUCCUUCUAGCAUAGGGAACCUUCAAGGCCUUACUGGCCUGGGACUAGAUUCCAACAAUUUUGACGGCAUGAUAACAGAAUGGAUAGGAAAGUUCAGAUACAUGGAAAAACUAUUCAAUCUUGGAAGAAGCAUCGCUACUGAAACAGACUGAUGGAAUCAUCAGAACUUUGGAACAGAAUCGACUGAUGGAAUCAUCAGAAUUUUGGAACAGAAUCACCUGUCGGCGCUGAACCUGGCUUAAGGCUUCUCUCUCCGUCUUUGCUGGCGAUCAGACGCUUCUCUUCUCUUCUGCUACUGCUCCACGCGAUGAGUUCUCGCGGCGGCGGAAAGACGACGCCCCGUGGCAUCUCCCCUGCCGGACCUGUCGUCGCCGUCGGCCUUCCACCCGGUGCCCGGCGCAAAGAGCGACAUCAGCCUCGCUUCGGACGGUGCGGGGCGGUUGUCGUCGUAACAGGUGGAGGCAGGCGAAGGCGAGGAGCACAACGAAGAGGGGGAAGAAGACGGCCAUGAAGACGGAGAUGCUCAACACGUCCGCGAGCGACAGGUUGUCGCGCGGCUCCGGGGACUGCGCAGCGGCCAUGGAGGCCGAGCCCGCGGUCAUGGCUGUUGGAAUCAGAGGCAUUUUACAGUUCAUUUUAAUUCGAAAUAUGAAAUCAGAGGUAUUUUACGGUUCAUUUUAAUUCGAAAUAUAGAAUAAAACAUGACAGUUAAGAUAGUAUAAAUAGGAAUAUGAUUCAUUGUAUUUGCAAUGAACAUAAAGCAUACAAUAGGUAUUGUGAAAUAUAAGAAUCGAAUGAGAAAGUUCAAAAGGAAAUACCCAGAG
Messenger RNA from Setaria italica (foxtail millet), 3956 nucleotides. Its product is annotated as LRR receptor-like serine/threonine-protein kinase EFR. NCBI's taxonomy places the organism in Eukaryota, Viridiplantae, Streptophyta, Magnoliopsida, Poales, Poaceae. The transcript has 5 exons. The record is from RefSeq and is a predicted model, not a curated record. Gene Ontology annotation, molecular function: DNA binding; protein binding. The coding region runs from base 1304 to 2959 and encodes 551 amino acids.